Messenger RNA from Vigna radiata var. radiata (mung bean), 1442 nucleotides. RefSeq lists its product as uncharacterized. The coding region runs from base 811 to 1116 and encodes 101 amino acids. The transcript has a single exon. Lineage: Eukaryota; Viridiplantae; Streptophyta; Magnoliopsida; Fabales; Fabaceae. The record is from RefSeq and is a predicted model, not a curated record.
AUUGACUAUUAACGUGGCCAGUUUUUGAAACGUGGCAUCCUCACAUGAAAUUUGAUAAAAAAAAAACAUUUUAAAAAUAUAAAUCAUGUGCCACGUUACGGUUCAGAAGAAAACGUGUAUGUGUUCCUCUACUAAUCAUCCCAGUUCGUUGCGGUGCAGCCUUCAUAAGAACAGUCAGCACCACGCACCGGCCCGUUCGUUCCCCUCAAACUAGCUCAACAUGCGCCGGUCCGCGAUGAAAAACUCGCUUGUGAGAAUCGGAGGCGUCAAAGGCGAGUGGGUGAAAUUCGCUCUCACUGUGUUGAUUCGUCCUUCUUCGCAUCAACAGAGGAGAAGAUCAUCCUUUGAACUGAGACCGAGUCGUCUCUCGAUCAUGUCCAAAUCCGACGAAGAUAUGUAAAUUUUUUAUCUCUCUCAUUACAGGUUUUGAAUCGCCCCUGGGAGGAUUCUCCAGUUGCGUUGCUAGAAGAUUUUUGCGUAGAUCUAAGAAGUUGGCCUCAUGACCAUGCCACCGUCUUUGUUGCCAAAUUCUUUGCUCGCGCUGACCUUAUGUCCUUCAUUUUCAACGUUCCAGAAAAUCAAAGACCUGUUAGAUUGUUUUAUUUUUUUACUUUCUCUACAGUAUUCCUAGCCCUAACUUAUACCCCUAUGUGUCUUGCCUAUGCAGCUUUGUUUCAGUCCUUGCUGUUUGAAGCAUGCGGGAGAACAGUCAACCUUGUCAAAGGUGCGGUGGGUAUUCUCUGGACCAAAAAUUGGCACGUCUGCUAGGCGACCGUCGAGACCGUGCUUCGCGGGGGUACGCUCAGGCCCAUGUCGAAGCUCAUGAGACUCGCUUCUCCCGUUGUCGUCGCCAACGAGACAUCGGAAGUUGCAUGCUCCGACAUUUGGAGAAUUCGAGAUCCAAACCCAACUUAUGGAUUUACGAACACCAGAUCCCAUACCAGAGUCUCCUCCGCCAACAAACGCAAGCGGUUGGAGGAGCUGGCGAAGCUUCAGGCGGCGCCAAAUCUCGAUCUCCGACUGACGCUGAUUUUCCUACAGAAGAAGGUUGAAAACCGGCGGUCGGUGUCGCCGUCGAUGACUCCGAAGAGUCAGGCAUAUUUUGUGGUUUACUAGAAAGAGAAACAAUUGAAAAAGCUUGGAAACAAGGUCCUUGGACCUGUGAAAGAGAAGGUUGAAGCAAAACUAGGGGAGCUUAAAGACGCAAUUUUGGGGGUUCAACACAAGCUAUUAAGGAUGCCAUGACUGCCCUCAAUCAAGAAGUUAUGUAGCUUUGUGUCGCCCUCCAUUGAAAAGCCUUACCGUGUUCCUCUGAAGCUGCCACUGUUGGCAGUAAUGUGCUUCUUACCUUUGGAUUUCUGAUUUUUAAUCUGCAAGCGCAAUACCAAUGUAUCUUAUGAAAUGCCAUGUAUAAAUAUAUGAGAAUGCUACAUUUAAAGAAA